AUGAUUAUUCCAAUCUUACCCAUAGGUGGUUCAUCAUCAUCAUCAUCAUCAUCAUCAUCAUCAUCAUCAUCAUCAUCAUCAUCAUCAUCAUCAUCAUCAUCAUCAUCAUCAUCAUCAUCAUCAUCAUCAUCAUCAUCAUCAUCAUCAUCAUCAUCAUCAUCAUCAUCAUCAUCAUCAUCAUCAUCAUCAUCAUCAUCAUCAUCAUCAUCAUCAUCAUCAUCAUCAUCAUCAUCAUCAUCAUCAUCAUCAUCAUCAUCAUCAUCAUCAUCAUCAUCAUCAUCAUCAUCAUCAUCAUCAUCAUCAUCAUCAUCAUCAUCAUCAUCAUCAUCAUUUCUGUGUACAUAUCUUUGCGAUAAUGUCGAUGUCGAUUAG
Schistosoma rodhaini is the source of this 372-nucleotide messenger RNA. The record is from the annotation of a GenBank genome assembly. NCBI's taxonomy places the organism in Eukaryota, Metazoa, Platyhelminthes, Trematoda, Strigeidida, Schistosomatidae.